AGAAAUGUUGUGUCUGGCCCUUUAAGUGCAGGAUAAAGACGUAUAGCUCCGUGGUGAGUGAGCUCCAUUGCCGCGUCUGGGAUUUUAUUUAGCGUUUUCUAUGUGGCUGUUGUCCACUACUCGUAUUAUUUUUUCAAUUAAUCAAACGUUAUGAAGAAGAUGUGUAUGAGAUGAUAAACAUUCUUCAGGGGAAAGGGACGCGGUGUUCGUUUGACAGAUUUUUCGUGCGUAAUACACUCGGACGUCCUGAAGCUCAGGCAGGGUCCACUCAUCUUACCCAGAGGACUUCACACUAACAAGCCAUGGAGGACAAGCGUAAGAAGCGGAGCCCCAAGGUGUCUCUACCCCAGCCCCCUCCCCCCCCGGUCAACCCCCGUAAGCUCUCAGUCCUACCCUCCAGUAAGAGUGCCACCUUCUCCCUUGGCCUCCCCCAACCCCCCUCCCCCAAAAACAGAGGCAAGUUCAAGAGGUCCAUUGGGGCAGUAGGACAGUCCAAAGAUGUGCUCAGUGUGGUCGUAGCAGCUCCACCAAAGACCACAAGGCCUCACAAGGAGAAGGCCAGGGCUCCCCAGCCAGCAGGGCCCAGUAAGAUGGCCCAGUCCUCCCCGCUGCAGCACUCAUUCCUCACGGAUGUGUCUGAUGUGAGAGAGAUGGAGGGAGGCCUCCUCAACCUGCUCAAUGACUUCCACUCCGGAAAACUGCAGGCUUUUGGGAAGGUUUGCUCCUUUGAGCAGCUGGAGCAUGUGCGUGAAAUGCAGGAGAAGCUUGCACGGCUACACUUCAGUCUGGACAGCCAUGUGGAGGAGCUGUCAGAGGACAAGAGGAAGUGUGCCUCUGACCACAACCUGGAGCACCUGCUCUGCAAUCUGGAGGAACUCAGCAGCUCAAUACAAAAACUACACCUGGCUGAAAACCAGGAUCUGCCCAAGACGUCUGGACCUUGACAAGGCAGAUCAGGAUGACAGAUUGCUCAUCUUCCCACAACGACAAGGAAAGGUUGCCAUGAUAUUGAUCCAACUGCCUUAGCACCAAAACUGGGCCAUAUAAAGCCCCUGGUUAGAUCAUGAUUUGUAUAUGAUUGAUUCAAUCAGGUGUCAACUGUCAAGCACAUCAACUGUGAUCUAGCGAUAAAUACUCCACAUUCAUAGCACAAGUUCUGCUUAUUUUAGUUAUUGCACUGUGCUUUAGCCUACAUCUUUUGUCAAGGAGUAUUCCGAAAGUUCAAGAAUAGCCUUUGAACUUAUACUUGUAUAGAGUGCAGUGGCAGGGUACGCUAAUGAAUCCGGUUGUUAUGUGUGUGUGUGUAAACAUCUGUAAAGGAGACAAGAUAUCCACCAUCUUUAUCCAACUCCCUGUUUCAGAGGCACACAUACUUUAUAAUAUAAAGGAGAACAUUUGCUGUAAUGUCAGGCAUUGAUAUUGUGCAUUUUCUCAUUCAUUGUCAUAUGAUCAUGUCUUUACCGAAAUGAAGGACAUCAUUAUAUAUCUUUGAUUGCUAAAUAUAUGUACACAGCCAUAUAAUCAACUGUAGCAGAAAUAACAUGUUAGCCCAUGUUGUCAGUCACUGUGGGUCAGCUCAGCACCUUGGGAUGUUCGCCCUGAUUUUAAAACCUUCUAGCAAAACAUUUAUGAUUAGGAGGGACACACUGGAUGUGGUGGUUAGAAAUACAAUGUUUGUAAAUCUUUUAUGCUUUAUAAAGCAGAAGAGAGUACUUGAACAGUGUGAGAUAUAAAUUGUAUGUUUUGGUGAAAUUUAAAUAUGUGAGCUAAUGUCUAAAAUGGAUUACUACAGUCUGAACAUGUCCUUGUAGUUUCUCAAACUGGACAUUUUCUCACAGCUAUGUCAAGAAAUUGUUCAACCAAGAUAUAAUGAAACUUGCUGGCUCUGCGUUGGCACUGAGCUGCCUUAGCUUAGAAUAUUCAGGCAUUUGAGGCUCAGCAGUAGCAGCAGCAACCCUCCAAAGCACAAGCCAGCCCAACCAGCCACUGCAAUGCUGUAAAACGGAUGGACAAACAUUUAGGCCAUGGCUAUUUACCCUUAUCCACGAAUGGGAGAUGUAAAAUGAAAUUGUGGGUGUGAACAUCUGAUGCAUGUGUAUGCAGAGAACAUGUUGUAGAAACAUGCAUAAACACACACACUGCAAGAUACUACAUUGAAAGAACAUUAUGCAGUAUGUCUCGGGUUGAGUCCAAAGAGUGUUGUACUAGUCAGGUCAUUUUGGGACUUAAUUUUUGCAAAGUAGUUUAAACUCUUCAUGUUAGAAACCAAUAACCAUCAUUUUCACAAGGCAGCUGCUCUCCAUUUGCUGUGAUUUUCAUACAAGUUGCUAAACUCUAAACCAAACUAGUAUGCCUAGAUCAUAUACUCAUUUCUAAGAUGAUUAAUGUGUCAUUGGUUUUAAAAGUUCUGCAUGUAGUGUGUAUGGGACCAGAGAGUAACUUUCUUUGGUCCAUUAGAAGUGUAAGAUACAACACCUUUGUUUUACUUCACCUUGCCAAGCCUACCUCUUUUUCCAAUAUGGCCUGGACCUGAGUCCUAUAAGAACUGUAGCUUCUGACUACUAGGACCCUGUUACAUAUCUGUCAAUGAGAACUACCGUCUCAAGGAACUUGACAUUUUAUACAAUCUUGUCUUUUGCUUUGCUAUUAAAGCCCUGUGUUUUGCGCAAUUUUGUCACAUGACCAGGGGUGUAUUCAUUACAUAAAUAGUUUACUGUUUAAGAACCAAACGGAAUAAAACGGGGAGGUACCUACCUGUCCAAUAGAAACUCUAGUUUGCAUGUUCCGUUUGGAGUAAAUGGUUUUGUUGCAAAACGAAUCGAUGUAAUUACUACACCCCUGGAUUUUUUAAAGAUUUAACAAAAGGUCCCAUUUUCUUUUUAUGUCAGAUGGUCCAGCACCAUCCUUAGACAAUUGCUUACAUUUUUGGUGUGGUGCUCAUUAAAAUGCUUAAAAUAAAGGUUAAAAUCUAGGUCAUGUGACAUGAAAGCCCAAAACACAGGGCCCUAACUUUGUCAUUUAACCCCUGCAAAACUAAUUGUAUUUAUUUACUUGUAAAUAAAAGCAAAUCAGUGACA
Molecule: messenger RNA, 3077 nt
Organism: Oncorhynchus mykiss (rainbow trout)
Lineage: Eukaryota; Metazoa; Chordata; Actinopteri; Salmoniformes; Salmonidae
Gene: ccdc28b
Product: coiled-coil domain containing 28B
Source: RefSeq, a predicted model, not a curated record